Messenger RNA from Anolis carolinensis (green anole), 5521 nucleotides. It is a transcript of the gene rgs12, whose product is annotated as regulator of G protein signaling 12. The transcript is spliced from 18 exons. Gene Ontology annotation, biological process: signal transduction; regulation of G protein-coupled receptor signaling pathway. NCBI's taxonomy places the organism in Eukaryota, Metazoa, Chordata, Lepidosauria, Squamata, Anolidae. Gene Ontology annotation, cellular component: plasma membrane; nucleus; cytoplasm. The coding region runs from base 254 to 4774 and encodes 1506 amino acids. The record is from RefSeq and is a predicted model, not a curated record. Gene Ontology annotation, molecular function: GTPase activator activity; protein binding.
CCCGCCACGGCGGCUGGUCAGGCCCGCUAGGGAGCGUUGAUUGACGGCUCCGCUCAGCCAGUGUCUGACGAGGCGGCGGCGAAGGCCGGGCUCGCGGGCGUCCUCGCGGGCGUCUCCCUGGCAACCCGGGCGGGCCAAGAGUUCGCCUUGUUUGUUUGGGAGAGGGGCUGCCUGUGCGGCCUUCCAACCCCGCAGCAUCAUAUGAAACAUUUAUACUGGAUUACAUAGACUUCUUGUUCCAUCAAAUGCCAGGAUGCAGAGGCCAGGAGAAAAAGUGAAAUGCCGGAUGCAUAUGCAAGGCUCCAGCAUAAGAAAUGUUGAAGUUGCAAGAGGGAGAGCAGGAUAUGGGUUUACAAUUUCCGGACAAGCUCCCUGUAUUCUUAGCUGUGUUUUAAAAGGAAGUCCUGCUGAUUUUGUGGGACUUAAAGCAGGAGAUAAAAUAUUGGCAAUAAAUGAUAUUAAUGUGAAGAAAGCAUCCCAUGAAGAUGUGGUGAAGUUAAUAGGCAAAUGCUCUGGGGUUUUACACAUGGUCAUUGCUGAAGGGGUUGGCCACAUGGACUUUUGUUCAAGUGAUGAAGAAGUUGAAUUGUAUGAUGGAAAAGGGCUGCAUAAACCAAAACUUGACUCAAAAGGAUUGGGUAUAAAUAGAGCAGAGAAAGUUGUUGAGGAAAUGCAGUCUGGUGGGAUUUUCAACAUGAUAUUUGAAAAAUCGAAUAUUUGUGCUGAUAAUUUGCAGACCUCAAUAAGAAAGCAAAUACCAGUGAAUGAAAUAGCAGUGGAUAAAUUAGAAACAGAAUCUGAACAUAGAAUCAAUAACCUGAAUUAUUUUUAUCAUGAGGAAUUGCCCAAAGCCUUACAUAAUGAUUCAGAAUUUAGAAAUGGACUGGAAAACCAGGAGUAUUUUGGACUAGAUGCAAGCAUUUUAAAUGUGGCCAUGGUUGUAGGUUACCUAGGAUCAAUUGAACUUCCUUAUUCAAGUUCAAAUCUGGAAUAUGAUAGUUUGCAAGCUAUUCGUGGAUGUAUGCGACGUCUUCGGGCAGAACAAAAAAUUCAUUUGUUGGUAGUGAUGAAGAUUAUGCAUGACUGUAUUCAACUCUGUAAUAACAAAUCUAGUGUGAUUGCGGAGUACCCUGCAGAGAAGCUAGCAUUUAGUGCUACAUGCCCUGAUGAUAGAAGGUUUUUUGGACUCGUCACUAUGCAGACUAUUGAUGAUGCAAGUUUGGCUCAGGAGGAGGAAACUGUUUUGAGAACAUCAUGUCAUGUAUUUAUGGUGGAUCCAGAACUAUUUCAACAUAAAAUUCACCAGGGCAUCGCACGACGUUUCAGAUUGGAAUGCACAGCAGAUCCAGACACAAAUGGUUGUCUCGAAUUUCCAAUGUCAUCUCUACCUGUCCUUCAGUUUAUCUCUGUAUUGUACAGGGAUAUGGGAGAAUUCAUAGAGGGAGUGCGGGCAAGAGCCUUUUUGGAUGGAGACGGAGAUGUUCAUCAAAAUAACAGUAUGAGCAGCAAUAGUGACAGUGGUAUUGGAAAUUUUAACCAAGAAGAGAAAAGUAACAGAGUUUUGGUGGUUGAUCUAGGAGCUAACUCAAGCAAAUAUGUUCCUAGUAGCCUGCAGGACAAUCCAGUAGAUAGAGGUCAAGCGGUUUUGUCCUGGAAUGUUGAUCAUGAACAAGAAGGAAAUUCUGCAUUUGAAGCAAUGUUACAGAAUGAUAAAUCUCAACAUCUAAGUAAAUUCCUAGCUUCUUCAGCUCACAUUGAAGUUCCAUUAAUUUCUCCCAAAAGCUCAGUUACACCAUGCAAGAAGAAUUCUGUGGAUAUUUCCACUCAAAGAUAUUUGCCAGUUCAUGUACUGAAAGAUUGGCAGCAUGGUUGUGUAAGUGACCAAGAAUCAUACACAGAUUCUACAGAUGGCUGGUCGAGUGUUAAUUGUGGAACUCUUCCCCCUCCAAUGAGUAAAAUUCCUGCUGACAGAUACAGAGUUAAUGGUGGCUUUGGUCAGCCUCAUCUAAUAUCACAAAAGAAUAAAUUCUCUAAAAAAGAGUUUCAUAUGCAAAACAUGUUUGAAUCUCACAGUGGUAGCAAAAAGACCAGAGAAGAUAAAAAGUGGAUGAAGUUUGGAGCUGCUUCUGGAUUAGUACAAUUUACUCAGCGUUCCACUCGAAGAUCAUUUGGACGACAGAAGAGAUUCAGCAUUACUCGUUCGCUUGAUAAUCUUGAGUCUGUUGCUGUGUCUGAUGGAGAACUAAAUACCACUGAUUUGAAAGACUGUGUCAGUGAUAACAGCCUCAGCAGCAAUGCCAGCCUCCCAAGUGUUCAGAGCUGCCGCCGGCAUCGUGAAAGAAGAGUUGCAAGCUGGGCUGUUUCAUUUGAACGGCUUCUUCAGGAUCCGGUUGGGGUUCGAUAUUUCUCUGAGUUUCUACGAAAGGAAUUUAGUGAAGAAAAUAUUUUAUUUUGGCAAGCCUGUGAAUAUUUUCACCACAUAUCUGCUCAUGACAAAAAAGAGCUUUCUUUCAGAGCUCGAGAGAUUUUUAAUAAGUUUUUAUGUAGCAAAGCAACAACCCCCGUUAAUAUUGAUAGUCAGGCACAGCUAGCAGAUGAUGUUCUCAAUGCACCGCACCCAGAUAUGUUUAAAGAUCAACAGCUUCAGAUUUUCAACUUGAUGAAGUUUGACAGCUAUACACGUUUUCUGAAAUCUCCAGUAUACCAAGAAUGUAUUUUAGCAGAAGUUGAAGGCCGUCCUGUACCUGAUCCACAAUUUGUUUCCAGUAGCCCUACCUCUAAACACAGUCUGGGUUCUGAGUGGUCUACUGCUUCAACACCAAAAAAGUUGGGUGGAAAAUCCAAGUCUGGCCGAUCUUUAAAUGAAGAAUCUGGAGAGGAAGACUCCGAGAGAAAGAAAAGGGGGGCCUUCUUUUCCUGGUCCAGAAGCAAGAGUUUGGGGAGAUCACAGAAAAAAAAGGAGAAUGGUGGUUGUUCUACUGAUUCUACACAGCCCAACGGAUUAUCCUACAGACAUGAAUCUCAAGACUCUUUGUCAUCAGCUGCGAGUCUUGAAAUGAUUGAUUCUUUCAGGGCACCUGGAUCUGCAACUGGAAAAGGAAAGUCUUCCAAAUGCUGCAAUAUUAACCUUCCAGAUGGCUCAUCCUAUACAAUGACUCUUAAAGCAGGAGUGUCAAUCAAAGAAAUGUUAUCUGGCUUUUGUGAAAAACAAGGCAUUAAUAUAGCAGCAGUUGACCUAUUUUUGGUUGGCGGAGAUAAGCCUCUAGUAUUGCAUCAGGACAGCAGCAUUUUAGAAUCUCGAGCUCUUCGUUUAGAAAAAAGAACAUUAUUUCGGCUUGAUCUUAUUCCGAUCAAUAGAUCUGUUGGCUUAAAGGCCAAACCUACCAAACCAGUAACAGAAGUCCUACGACCAGUGGUUGCAAAAUACGGCUUAAACCUUAAUAAUCUUGUGGCAAGGCUAAAUGGCGAGCAGGAACCAUUAGACCUUGGUGUUCCCAUCUCCAAUCUUGAUGGACAGAGAGUUAUCUUAGAUGAAAGGCUACCCAAAAAGGGGAAAGACCAAGGAAAGGGUACAUCUUUAAAAUACAGCACACCUAUAACUUCUAACACAGGAAAUCAAGCACCCACAGGAGAGGGAAGAGCUCUAGGAAAGUCUAAUUCUAUUAAAGUAAAAGGAGAAAGUGGAAAAAGCUCUAGGGAUGUCCGUCUAGCAAAAAGAGAAGACAAUAUUGCACAGACUGGGGGAAAAAUGUGUCAGAAAAUUAAUUUGGACGAAGCAGAGGAAUUCUUUGACCUCAUCUCCAAAGUACAAAGUAACAGAGCAGAUGACCAGCGGGGGGUGCUGAGAAGAGAAGACCUGGUUUUACCUGAAUUUCUUCAUUUACCUUCCUCUGGAGCAGGCUCUUCUUCGUUUAUACCUGAAGGAACUAAAGGCUGCAGCAAAAGAAGUGAACCUCCUGAGGUCAGGGACAGACACACACAACUUGGUGGAAAAGUGGGCUUCAUGAAAAACUGUAGCGAAGUCUCAGCCACAAAAAUUAAUAUUUCAGAAAGUAAACAGAAACCACCUGUGCUAGCAAAAUCACUCAGCCAGAAGACUUUCAGCACACCUUUCAGUCCACCUUUGUCUCCAGUUCUGCCAUUGCAGGAUGCCCCCAUAUGGAAAAGGCAGUCUAAAGAACUGCAAAAAGAAGGUGUAGAAACUGUUGAGGAUGAGAACGUAGCAGACUUGACACUGGUAGCCGAGGGGGACAUUAACAGCCCGAAUAGUACAUUACUGCCACCUUCAUCACCAUCACCACCAUUAUCAUCACCCACUUCAGACAAAAGCACUCUUGCAGAAGCCAGGUAUCCACCUCCAGUUUUACUGACAGAUAAUCAGAAAAAAACUACUUAUGAGAAAUGCAAAACAGGUGUGAUCCUCAAACAAAAAAGAGAUGUGCAAGUAACUGGAGGAAACAUUUAUGAGCAAAGCUCUAAAAACAAUAGUAGUGACUUUAAUCCUGGUGGAGUUAAGAAGAAAAUUUUCAGAAAUGAACUCCCUGCAAAUCACAUAAUAGAUGUGGAUGAUGUUGGGAGAGAGGAUGGCCUGGGAGGGACUUGUAAUGAAUCCAAGGUCAAUCUCAGCUUUGAAGGAUGCAUCACAGAGCUGAAAUCUUGUCAGGGAAGAUUGCGGACAGGAGUUUGCAGGUCAUCGGAUCUUCCGUCUCUCGUUGGUGUUAAGAGUGAGAAGAAUAAGGAUGAUGACAACCAAUGUAAAGCAACAUUUGUUUGAAGGUUUUCUGUGGCUGAUUCCUACAGUUUUCUUUUUCUUCAGCAUAUAAUAAACACUGGAGCACUUGCCACAUCCAUUACCUUCAAGCAGCUUCAGUUCAAGGCUGGUUGAAGGCUUCAGCAUUUGGCUUAUUUGAAAUUAUUGAAGGGAAAAUUACAAAAUGUAUCUGACAUGAUUUGCACAUCUUACACUUUUAUAGUUGGUGAUCUUGGUGUGAAUAAGCAACAGAAAAUUUCUCUUGCCACAACAGCAGAACAAUUCUGGUUGUUUCCUCCAUAGCAGACUUCUAUCAAGAAACCAAGUGUCAUUGUGGGGCCAAUACAAACUUGUAACACAAAGCCCUUCUAAUAGACAAACCAUACAUGAAUUGUGACAGCCAAAUCUCUACUGUAGUUUUGAAAUUACACUCACAUUUCAGACAUUACCAUGUGGCCUAUCCUGAUGAUCUUUCUGUUGUGCCUCAGUCAUUGCUACCCUGUUCUGCAGUUUCUUGUUAACAGCCUGAAUUUUUGUUUAAAAUAACAUACGUCUUCAACAAGAAUCAUACAAAGCUAUUUUCUAACAGUUCCGUGGAGCCUAAUAAAAAUGAUAUCCAACUGAUGUUUUUGAUGUUUACUGUAAUGGAUUAUAACUACCCUAAUUCACGUGUUAUCUGAUUAUCUUUUUGGGGAGGAAAUAGCAUCUCUUUUUAAUCCUCAUUUUCCACUGACACAAUUUUGCACAUUAAAACCCUUGCUUAUUCAUUUA